Messenger RNA from Anopheles nili, 2236 nucleotides. RefSeq names its product sphingomyelin phosphodiesterase 4. Gene Ontology annotation, molecular function: sphingomyelin phosphodiesterase D activity. The transcript has 6 exons. The record is from RefSeq and is a predicted model, not a curated record. The coding region runs from base 1 to 2205 and encodes 734 amino acids. Gene Ontology annotation, biological process: ceramide biosynthetic process; sphingomyelin catabolic process; glycerophospholipid catabolic process. NCBI's taxonomy places the organism in Eukaryota, Metazoa, Arthropoda, Insecta, Diptera, Culicidae.
AUGUCUUCAAACUUCCGUCUCGGGUACCUGAAUUUCUGCGACAUAUUAAGCUACCGACAACCUCUACGGUGCUUGGAGCUGCAGACGUUCUUUGAAAAUACCAGCAUUUCAGAUCUGCACAAUCUCUUUCCAACAUUAAUAAACGCUAUUUUUGAUCUGCGCGGUCCGGGAUGGAAUUUGCGAAAGAUAACGCGCGAGACCGCACCCGUUGAGUUUGAUACGUUGCACGAUUUCUUCUCACCACUAUGCGGUCCGAUGAUACGGUUAUGUUACCGUUUAAUGGACACCGCUAAAUAUGAAAUUCCAAUUUCCUGUUUGCCUAUAAAAUUGCAACAUAUGUUGAUCUAUGGAAAAUACCCUUCGUUUUACGCACAGCGAGUUAUAAUAGACGUAUUCAGUCGGCGAGUCGUCGGAUUGAAGUUAAAUUCGUUCGAUUAUUUCCUGUAUUAUUUUGCAUUGUACGGUUUAAUUCCGUAUCAUAAUCUGUAUCCUAUGGUAGCGGGACCUCGGACGAUGCAUGUACCACAGAACGAACGCCUAGAGACAAUUUAUCUGAUGCUGGCGGCGAAUUUUUUCUGGGUUUUCGUACCGAGCAAUCCAGACGUAUAUCUGUUGGCACCGCAAAUUGCACCAAAACCUGCAUCCACUCCUGUGGUGCGCCCCGGGAAAAAGAACAAUCCAGCGAAAACUCUCAAGUAUUUGCUGCCACAGCGUUUGCUACACUACUCGCAGCCGGAGACGAAAACGCACACAACGGAAGAUUUGGCGCAGUUGUUCCACUGGCGCACCGAAAGCAUCAUCUACAUUGUACUGGACACCUGGUUUGGAAUAGAUGACGAAUCGUCCGGUGUCUUGCCGCACAUCGAUCUAGUUCGCUACAUCCGCAUGUUUGUGAAGCAGCUACAUGCCUUUACCAACUGCACAGCAAUGGGCCCGGACACGCAGGUUGAGACACUGCGUUGCGAAGUGGCCCAGCUGCUCGGUCCGCGCAUUAUUACUUUCCUGCGGACGCUGUUCAUAUCGUGGCCACUGGACAACACAUUUACGGAUGUACUCGAGCUAUGGUUGAGCUUCAUCCAGCCGUGGCGCUACGUGGACGGUAAGCCGCGUACGAAAGACUAUGACCAACCGGUAAACGACAAGUACCGACCAUUCAUUGCUGCGAAUUUGAACGCCUACUGUGAGCUGUUUGCCCGCCUGAUGUCUCGGUUGGCAGAAUGCGAAACUCUCUUGCAGCCGCAGACAAACUUUCUCUUCCGCACGCUGAAGGUGUUCGGAAAGGGCAACCUGCUGCAGCUGCUGCGCCAAGAAGAAGAGAACCCGCCACGUACCCACACGCAGCCCAAUCCAUUCGGGAGCCUUUUGGUGAACGUUGGCAAUAAGUGGAACCUAGACGCGUUCCUCGAUGAUGAAAGCGAAUAUCUAAAGAUGUUCUCGAGCGAGCUACGGACCGUGCUGGAGGUGGUGAUGGUGAAGUUGAGUACCGAGAUCACCGCGAGGCGACACGUGGCUGCCCAGCUGAAGGUUGAAGAAACAAACACGUUCAGCUCGUGGAAAAACUGGGUACCAAAAUCCCUCGCCCGGUGCAUGGAGCGCGAGAAGAAGCUGGUCGAGGUAAACGAGGAACUUGGUCGGCUCGAGUUUACUGCCAGCAUCCUCGAGCAGGGUUUCGGCAUCCUGCCGGUGUACGAUUACCCCGAAGUACACAAGGAAUCGUCAGCCAGCGAGACCUCAACCAUAUCACAAUUAAGCCCCUUGGACCCAACGCACAUCGGUGAUCCGGCGCUUAAGCCGAUUAUCAGCACCGAGUGCAUCUUUCUGGUGCGCUUUCUGUAUCAGGUGAGUCUAAAGCUAAACAUAAUGUUUGGUGACGAACUCAGUCGUCUCUGGGACCACGGCGGUACGCUAGGUGCGAUCGCUCGCCGGCUGCUGGUUCCCCCGUCUACGAUCGUAAACUUUGACUUGGCACAAAAAGGCAUGUGCAUUGAAAAAGUGGUUAAAACUAAACACAUCGGACCGCGCGUGUGCCUGCGCUUUUUAGGCUCGUACACGUCGAUUGUGACCAUCUGCAGUUCGUUUCUGCUGGGAUAUGUCCUGUUGGGUGCCCCAAGCUUUGGCUUUAUCGCCCUCAUCCUGGUAGCGUUUAGUUACGCUAUGCUGACGAAGCCGGAAAACGUUUACGAAAAUCUUAUGAGCAACCAAUAGCGGCUGCUAGCUUUCCAGCGCUAUUAGCGAU